AUGGACUAUGAAGCGUUGAAGGACCAAUGGAGCGAUGUCGAGGACCGUGAUGGAAUCAGACUCAGCUGGAACACGUUUCCAAGCACUCGUAUGGAAGCGUCCCGACUCGUGGUCCCCAUUGGUGCUGUUUACACCCCUCUGAAGGAGAAGACCGAUGCCCCGUUGUUGCAGUACGAGCCGGUUACCUGCAAACCGCCUUGCCGGGCUGUUCUGAACCCCUACGCCAAUGUUGACGUGCGCGCUCGCAUUUGGAUCUGUCCCUUCUGUCUUAUGCGCAAUCCUUUGCCGCCUCACUACAAGGAUAUCACCGAAAGCACGAUACCUCCAGAGCUUCAUCCCAUGAGUACGACUAUCGAGUACCAACUGGCGCGCCCCGCCCCCGCCCCCCCUAUCUUCCUAUAUGUCGUCGAUACCUGCCAAGAAGAAGACAGCCUGAAGGCUUUGAAGGAUUCGCUGAUCAUGAGUCUGUCACUGCUGCCGGCGAAUGCUCUGGUUGGCUUGAUCACAUUCGGUACAAUGGCACAAGUUCACGAGCUCGGCUACACUGAAUGUGCUAAGUCGUACGUUUUCCGUGGAAGCAAGGAAUAUGCUGCGAAGCAAGUUCAGGAGAUGCUGGGCCUUGCCACGGGGCUGCGUCCCAACAUGCCCCAUCAACCCGCCCGCCCUCCUCUUGGACCGGCAGCACGGUUCCUUCUGCCUGUUCAGCAGGCCGAGUUCCAGAUCACCAACGUCCUUGAGCAGAUGCAGCGCGAUCCCUGGCCCGUUGCCAAUGACAAGCGACCCUUGAGAUGUACUGGUGUUGCCUUGGGCGUCGCGGUCGGUUUGCUCGAGACAUCCUUCCAGAACGCUGGUGCGCGCAUCAUGCUGUUUACGAGCGGUGCAGCCACUGAGGGACCGGGUCAUGUUGUUGGACCUGAGUUGAAGGAACCUAUCCGUUCUCACCACGACAUUGACCGCGACAACAUCAAGUACUACAAGAAGGCCAUCAAGUUCUAUGAUAACAUGGCUAAGCGUGCCGCAAACAACGGACAUGUUGUUGAUGUUUUCGCUGGUUGUCUCGACCAAGUCGGUCUUCUGGAAAUGAAGAACCUAUCAAAUUACACCGGAGGACACAUGCUUCUGACAGAUAGUUUCACGUCAUCGCAGUUCAAGCAGUCUUUUGUGCGAGUGUUCGAUAAGGACGGAAACGACAACUUGUUGAUGGGCUUCAACGCUUCCCUUGAGGUUCUCACUACCAAGGAGCUGAAGGUCACUGGACUUAUUGGUCAUGCUGUCUCCCUGAACAAGAAAUCCAGCUCUGUCGGCGAGACCGAGUGUGGUAUCGGCAACACCUGCGCGUGGAAGAUGUGUGGUAUUGAUCCCGCAUCAAGUUACGGUGUCUACUUCGAGAUCGCCAACCAGGGUGGGCCAGCUGCGGUCCAGCCGGGCCCUCAAAGGGGAAUGAUGCAAUUCCUUACCUACUACCAGCACUCCUCCGGAACCUAUCAUCUUCGAGUAACCACUGUCGCGCGGACUCUGAGCGGCCCUGCCGGUGAUCCCACGCUUGCGCAAUCAUUCGACCAGGAAGCUGCUGCGGUUCUCAUGGCACGUAUCGCGGUUUUCAAGGCCGAAGUUGACGACGGUCCCGAUGUGCUCAGAUGGGUUGACCGGAUGCUGAUUCGACUCUGCUCCCGCUUCGCCGACUACCGAAAGGACGACCCAACUUCAUUCCGCUUGGAAAAGAACUUCACCCUCUAUCCCCAGUUCAUGUUCCAUCUUCGCCGAAGCCAGUUCUUGCAGGUGUUUAACAACUCCCCUGAUGAGACGGCUUUCUACAGACAUGUCCUGAACCACGAAGACGUGGGCGACUCGCUUGUCAUGAUCCAGCCGACGCUGGAUUCUUACUCUCUGGAGCAUGAAGGCAGCCAGCCCGUUCUUCUGGAUUCGGCUUCUAUUCAACCUGCCCAUAUUCUUCUUUUGGACACCUUCUUCCAUAUCCUCAUCUUCCACGGAGAGACCAUCGCGGAAUGGAGGAAGGCAGGUUACCAUGAACAGGAGGGAUACGAAAACCUUAAGGUUCUUCUCGAGCAGCCCAAGGAGGACGCUAGGGAACUUAUUGCCGACCGUUUCCCACUGCCCCGGUUCAUUGUUUGCGACGCCGGUGGCUCUCAGGCCCGUUUCCUCUUGUCCAAGCUGAACCCCUCCACUACGCACACGACGGGUGGAUAUGGGGGUGGUGUUACAUCGCAGACCAUCUUCACCGACGAUGUAUCGCUGCAAACAUUCAUGGACCACCUCAUGAAGCUGGCUGUUUCGGGAACUAGCUAG
This is a messenger RNA of Aspergillus affinis, 2307 nucleotides long. RefSeq names its product GTPase-activating protein SEC23 (gene sec23). Bases 1 to 2307 code for a protein of 768 amino acids. The record is from RefSeq and is a predicted model, not a curated record. The transcript is spliced from 7 exons. Gene Ontology annotation, biological process: endoplasmic reticulum to Golgi vesicle-mediated transport; COPII-coated vesicle budding; intracellular protein transport. Gene Ontology annotation, molecular function: zinc ion binding; GTPase activator activity. Lineage: Eukaryota; Fungi; Ascomycota; Eurotiomycetes; Eurotiales; Aspergillaceae. Gene Ontology annotation, cellular component: endoplasmic reticulum exit site; COPII vesicle coat.